GUUCCGGAAGUUGACGAGCGGCUCCGGAAGUUGCCGAGCGGGCCGGCCCUCAGCGCUCGCCCCCGGCCCCGUCGGUCCCGGACCCCCCGAAACCCCCCCAAAAACCCCCCAAGCCCCCCCAGAAAGCCCCAAGCCGUCGCUCCCUCCGCGCCCCCCGGGGGGGCCGGCGCCGCCCCGGCCCGGGCCGGCAGGAUGAUCAAGCUGUUCUCUCUGAAGCAGCAGAAGAAGGAGGAGGAAUCGGCCGGAGGCACUAAGAGCUCCAGCAAAAAGGCCUCGGCGGCGCAGUUGCGGAUCCAGAAAGACAUCAACGAGCUGAACCUGCCCAAGACGUGCGAGAUCGACUUCUCCGACCAGGACGACCUGCUGCACUUCCGGCUGCUCAUCUGCCCUGACGAGGGUUUCUACAAAGGCGGCAAAUUUGUCUUCAGCUUUAAGGUGGGCCAGGGGUACCCCCACGACCCCCCCAAGGUGAAGUGCGAGACGAUGGUUUAUCACCCCAACAUCGACCUGGAGGGCAAUGUGUGCCUCAACAUCCUCAGGGAGGACUGGAAGCCUGUCCUGACCAUCAACUCCAUCAUCUACGGCCUCCAGUACCUGUUCCUGGAGCCAAACCCCGAGGACCCCCUGAACAAGGAGGCGGCCGAGGUCCUGCAGAGCAACCGGCGCCUCUUCGAGCAGAACGUGCAGCGCUCGCUGCGGGGGGGCUACGUAGGGGCCACGUACUUCGAGCGCUGCCUCAAAUGACCCCCCCUCCCCGAAAAUCCCCCCCCGAAACACCCCCGGGACCCCCCC
Empidonax traillii (willow flycatcher) is the source of this 792-nucleotide messenger RNA. RefSeq names its product ubiquitin conjugating enzyme E2 M (gene UBE2M). The coding region runs from base 193 to 744 and encodes 183 amino acids. The transcript has 6 exons. Lineage: Eukaryota; Metazoa; Chordata; Aves; Passeriformes; Tyrannidae. The record is from RefSeq and is a predicted model, not a curated record.